AUUCUUUAAAAACAAAAAUAAAAAACAACCCUCACCAUUUCUCUAAUUUACACUUCUAUGGCCAUCUCCUACUCCAACCUUCCCUCACUCACCUUUCCUUCCCCAAUUACCAAAAACCAGUUCCCAUUUCCCAUCAAAUCCCUCACUCUCAGCACCAAACCACCAAAACGCCGCCGUUUCGAAAUCCGCUUCUCAACGUCAAAGAACAACGAAUUCAGAGUCAGAGAGGUAGUCCAAACCCGCGUUGGUUUGGUUUUGCCUGGGGGUAGUUGGUGGAGUCUAGGCGAGGAUGAUGAUGAUGGCAAUGUAGAAAGUAGAACAAAGUCGGCGCCGGCGAAGCCAAUCACGGCGGUCUUCGCUCUUCGGCGAAUGUGGGAAUUGAUUUCCGGUGAUGGUAGAUGGGCCAUUUUUGUUGGUUUUGGCGCAUUGGUUAUAGCUGCGCUUUCAGAGAUAUCAAUACCAAGUGUAUUGACAGCAUCAAUCUUUUCUGCACAGAAUGGCAAAACUGUGGUGUUCUGUAGGAACUCACAGUUCUUACUUAUCUUGUGUGUCACAUCAGGGAUAUGCAGUGGCCUGCGGAGUGGCUGUUUCGCAAUUGCGAAUAUGAUCUUGGUCAUGCGUCUCAGGGAAACUCUAUAUUCAUCUAUUCUUUUUCAGGAUAUAUCCUUUUUCGACAGAGAAGCAGUUGGUGAUUUGACGAGCAGGCUUGGGGCAGAUUGUCAAAAACUGUCUCAUGUUAUUGGGAAUGAUGUUCAUCUGAUAUUACGCAAUGCUCUCCAGGGGACAGGUGCAUUGAUCAACCUGAUGACUUUAUCUUGGCCUCUUGCAUUAUCAGCAUUGGUUAUAUGCUUCAUUCUAUCUAUGAUUUUUCUGUUUUAUGGCCAGUACCAAAAGAGAGCUGCAAAGUUAAUCCAAGAGUACACUGCUGGUGCUAACGAAGUUGCACAAGAGACACUUUCUUUAAUGAGAACUGUCCGGAUUUGUGGAAAUGAAAGGAAAGAACUUGGAAGGUACAAGCAAUGGCUGGACAAAUUAGCUUUCGUAAACAUUCGAGAAAGUGUGGCUUAUGGAUUGUGGAAUAUGAGUUUCAAUACCCUAUAUCGUUCAACCCAGGUUAUUGCACUACUGUUAGGAGGAAUGUCAAUUUUGAGUGGUCAUGUGUCGCCUGAACAACUUACUAAGUAUGUAUUAUACUGUGAGUGGUUAAUUUAUGCAACUUGGAGGGUCACAGAUAAUUUAUCAUCACUACUACAGUCCGUUGGAGCAAGUGAAAAGGUCUUCCAGUUAAUAGAUCUCUUGCCUAGUGACCAAUUCUUAUCAAAAGGUGUGAAGUUGCAGAAGGUAAUGGGACAUAUUCAGUUUGUGAAUGUAACUUUUCACUAUCCUUCAAGGUUAACGGUGCCCAUUUUAGAACAUGUAAACUUCUCUGUGAAAGCAAAUGAAGUGGUUGCAAUUGUUGGUAUAAGUGGCAGUGGAAAAAGCACAUUAGUCAAUCUUUUGCUUCGUCUCUAUGAGCCAAGUAAUGGUCAGAUUUAUAUUGAUGGUUUCCCACUAAGAGAGUUGGAUAUCAGGUGGCUGAGAGAAAAAGUUGGAUUUGUUGGACAGGAACCUCAUCUCUUUCAUAUGGACAUCAAGUCAAAUAUUAGAUAUGGUUGCUCUAGACACUUUGAACAGAAAGAUAUAGAAUGGGCUGCGAAACAGGCCUAUGCUCACGAGUUCAUCUCAUCUCUACCCGAUGGUUAUGAAACUGUUGUUGAUGAUAAUUUACUCAGCGGGGGACAGAAGCAGCGAAUCGCUAUUGCUAGGGCCAUUCUUAGAGACCCUGCUAUUCUGAUCCUCGAUGAAGCCACCAGUGCUCUAGAUUCUGAAAGUGAACAUUAUGUUAAGGGAAUUAUUCAUGCAAUGGGAAAUGACAUCAAAGCCAAAAGAACUGUCAUUGUCAUAGCACAUAGGCUCUCUACAAUUAAAGCUGCUGACAGAAUCAUAGUACUGGACAGUGGUCGAGUUGUUGAGAUGGGUGACAACACAGAGCUCCUUCUCAAGGAUGGCUUGUAUGCACAUUUAUUUAAAAUUCAAACAGAUGCUCUGGCUUGAUUCAAGAUCGGGUUUUGACUGUACAUGUCUCACUUCCGAUUGGUAACGCAGCUUUGGUGGCUUCAUGUAUUUGUCCUUUGUUCAUCUAUGCUGCAAUUUUCAGAUAGGCUAAACUUAGGUCCCACUUCUUAGGUGUUGUUAUAUCUUAGGUUUCCCAAUUAAAUUCAAACACAUCACAAUAUCGAUCAAUGCAGCAUAAAAAACGAUUUUUUUUCCAUGGAUAAUCUGAUUCAAUGUAACCAUGUGUUUGAAUUUGAUUGA
This is a messenger RNA of Quercus robur (English oak), 2355 nucleotides long. RefSeq names its product ABC transporter B family member 26, chloroplastic-like. Gene Ontology annotation, cellular component: membrane. Gene Ontology annotation, molecular function: ABC-type transporter activity; ATP binding; ATP hydrolysis activity. The transcript has 18 exons. Gene Ontology annotation, biological process: transmembrane transport. NCBI's taxonomy places the organism in Eukaryota, Viridiplantae, Streptophyta, Magnoliopsida, Fagales, Fagaceae. The record is from RefSeq and is a predicted model, not a curated record. The coding region runs from base 58 to 2094 and encodes 678 amino acids.